Salvia hispanica is the source of this 811-nucleotide messenger RNA. RefSeq lists its product as uncharacterized. Lineage: Eukaryota; Viridiplantae; Streptophyta; Magnoliopsida; Lamiales; Lamiaceae. The record is from RefSeq and is a predicted model, not a curated record.
AAGUAGGUAAAACGUCCCUAAUUUUCAAAGCUUUUGCCCAAAUAAAAUAUCACAUGAUUAUUGCUAAUUUGCUAGAAUCAUAGUUCAAAGCUGAUACACCUACCAAAAAUGAGCAGCAGCGGCGGCGGAGGAUUAAGCAAUUUAGGCAUUUCUCUAGUCAUAAUAUUCGCAAUCGCGCUUCUCGCAAUCUUCGCGCAGGUUUUCUACAUCAUUUGGCGCCGCCUAGCCUUCCGCCGUCGAACCAGUGCCGCUAGCAGCUCGCGCUACUCUUCGUCGGAAUCCACACCGUCAAAGGAGCUCCUCUAUUUCUUCUGCGUAAGACCUCAGCUGGACCUCGAUCGCACCUCGCCGGCUGCGAUCGACGGAAGGAAUUCGAAUCGUGAAUCCGAUGUGGAGGUAAUUGACAUCGAUUUGCUCAAAAUUGAAGGGGUGUUUGGACCGCCGAGAUUUCUGUUCACCAUCAAAGAGGAGGAGAAAGAGGGCACGGAGUCGCCGGCGAAGACGGCGGUGGAAAUUGUUGGUGAUGAGAAGAGAGGCGGCGUGAGUUUGGAGGAGUGUUUUCGAUCCGAGGAAGAGACGGUGGAGGUGAAGAUUGACGAUUGCAGUAGAGAUGAUGAUGCGACGCCGUUUUCGACGCCUUGCGCUUCGCCACUGUAUUUCACUCCGACGGCUUCUCCAGUGCAUGCGGUGGUCAAUGCCCGGUCAACGGGGGUUGCCGUUUAAAUUUAUUUUUUUGUCCUUUUCAUUUGUACCUUAUAAUAUAAUCUUGACACUUAGCUCUUCCGAAAUUCAAGUGUUUAUUUUGUUUGAA